Messenger RNA from Callorhinchus milii (elephant shark), 1598 nucleotides. RefSeq names its product NADH:ubiquinone oxidoreductase subunit A9a (gene ndufa9a). The coding region runs from base 56 to 1168 and encodes 370 amino acids. NCBI's taxonomy places the organism in Eukaryota, Metazoa, Chordata, Chondrichthyes, Chimaeriformes, Callorhinchidae. The transcript is spliced from 11 exons. Gene Ontology annotation, molecular function: protein-containing complex binding. The record is from RefSeq and is a predicted model, not a curated record. Gene Ontology annotation, cellular component: mitochondrion.
AAAGUCAUCUGCCUAAGAAUUUGAACCCCGAACACCUCCCUCUCUCUGAUCCCUUAUGCCACUCUCUGCUUGUAUAUUCUGUACUAUAUCACCAAGCGUUGUUACAGUAGAGUCCAUUCGUAUUCAAAAGAGGAAGCUUCAUCAAGCUAUUAUUCCUCGUGGAAAAGGUGGACGUUCUUCUUUCAGUGGGAUUGUGGCUACAGUUUUUGGAGCAACUGGGUUUCUUGGUCGCUAUGUGGUUAACAGACUUGGGCGCAUUGGUUCUCAGAUCGUGAUCCCCUAUCGCUGUGAUCCUUAUGAUACUAUGCAUCUCAAGCCAAUGGGUGAUCUUGGGCAAAUUACUUUGCUGCACUGGGAUGCCAGAGACAAAGAUUCUAUAAGACGAGCUGUGGAGAAUUCCAAUGUUGUUAUUAACCUUGUUGGAAGGGAAUGGGAAACAUGGAACUACAAGUUUGAGGAUGUCAAUAUCAAUAUCCCAAGACAGAUUGCUCUUGCAGCCAGGGAGGCUGGAGUUGAAAAAUUUAUCCACAUUUCCCAUCUGAAUGCUAAUAUCAAGAGCAUUUCCAAGCUUCUAAGAACAAAGGCUGUGGGCGAGCAAGUUGUAAGAGAAGAAUUCCCUGAUGCUGUCAUACUGAAACCAUCUGAAUUGUUUGGAAGAGAAGAUCGAUUUUUAAACUAUUUUGCAAAUAUGCGCUGGUUUGGAGCAGCUGUACCACUGAUUGGCAUGGGCAAGAAGACGGUGAAACAGCCUGUUUAUGUUGUGGAUGUAGCCAAGGCGAUUGUAAGUGCAAUAAAAGAAGCUGACGCCAAUGGAAAAUCUUAUGCUAUAGUUGGACCCAAUCGAUACCUCCUUCAUGACCUUGUGGAAUACGUGUUUGCUGUUGCACACAGAUCAUUUAUUUCAUAUCCGUUGCCCAGACCUUUCUAUCACUUGAUAGCAAGGUUUUUCGAAUUGAAUCCAUUUGAACCAUGGACCUCUCGUGACAAGUUGGACAGGUUCCACAUCACGGAUAUGAAAUAUCCUGACCUUCCUGGUCUAGAAGAUUUGGGAAUCACCCCAACCCCUCUUGAGCAGAACGUGCUCGAGGUUCUGAGACGCCACCGUAGUUUCCGCUGGUUGGAAGCAGAGUUGGAGGAAACUAAACAAGCCACGCCUGUGAAUUACUAACAUACGCAGAAUUAAUACAGUCUGUUCCUGAAGAGAGACCAUCACCCAUUUGUAGUGUAAAUAAAAAGAUGAAAUGCUUCUACCUUAAAGAAAUAAAAUAUUAAGUAUUUAACUUGUGUUACUUGUGUUUCAGUACAUUUUAAAAUGAGUGUGAGAAGUCUGGAAUAGUAUGUUUAAUAUGGGAUUAUGGAAAUAACAGCAACAUAAUAACAGUUGUAUAAUGCCUUUCACGUUGGUAAAUAUUCCGUCCAAGUGCUGUUUUAUAUGAAGUGAUGACAUAACGUUGAUAAGUUGCUCAGUGCAAAACCUUAAGCUUAGAGUUUCAAUGUCACUUAAGUAAAAUAGUUGUAAAACUAUUCAAACAGGUUAGCUUUAAUAUGGUUGUUAAAUCUAAGCUACUGAAUACUAUUAAAACAAUUUCACACAUGUG